This is a messenger RNA of Diabrotica balteata, 832 nucleotides long. NCBI's taxonomy places the organism in Eukaryota, Metazoa, Arthropoda, Insecta, Coleoptera, Chrysomelidae. The record is from the annotation of a GenBank genome assembly.
AACUCAGAAAAAACUAAAUUAAAACAGACGAACAACAGUACCGUGUAUUAUGUUUAUCAGAGAAGUUUAGAUUUCAUUAAAAUAGAAGUGAUAUUUUUGUCCCAGUUCGACCUUUGCAUGUUCCCAAUGUGGUGGUAUAUUUGAAGUGUAAAAUUCAAUAAUUGUCCGAUCGAUCAUAAAAACUCCUAACAUUAUUUAGUGUUUAUCAAAAACAACAGGUUAGAAUUUCAAGUGUAAAAUCAUAAUAUAAAAUAAUAAUAUAAUGGAAGAAUACACGCGAGAACCUUGUCCCUGGAGAAUCGUAGACGACUGUGGAGGCGCUUUCACAAUGGGAUUGAUUGGAGGAGGAGUUUUCCAAAGUAUAAAAGGAUUCAGAAAUGCCCCUUCAGGAAUCAACAGAAGACUUAUUGGUAGUGUAACUGCAAUUAAACAGAGAUCUCCUAUAAUUGCUGGUAAUUUUGCAGUAUGGGGAGGAAUGUUUUCAACCAUAGACUGUGCCCUAAUCCACAUAAGAAAGAAGGAAGAUCCUUGGAAUUCCAUUAUCAGUGGAGCAGCAACAGGAGGUAUACUAGCGGCAAGAAAUGGUCUUCCAGCAAUGGCAGGCAGCGCCUUUAUUGGGGGUGUGCUUUUAGCUUUAAUAGAAGGUGUCGGUAUACUAUUUACCAGACUUUCUGCCGAACAGUUUCAGCCCCAACUUCCCCCUAUGGAAGAUCCCUCAGUUUUAGGAGAACAACAGUCAAACAACCAGGGUAGUUAUUCUUUUCAAUAGAAUCAUUUUUAUUAGUCUGUUAUAUAGUUUUAAAUUAAUUAAACAUUACAAUAAAAAUUAUAC